AUGCUCGCCCGACGAAUGGCGCAAUUGGGCCUGUCGCUGCCUCGCUCGUACGACGAUGCUGGGGCAACGAUCCCCUCCCAUACAUUUUCUAGUAGCUCAGCUUCCUAUCAUCCUGAUAGCCAACUGGCUCUCCCCGCAACACUGGGGCAACUCGCUCGCUCCAGGCUCGCCUUUGGCUCUCCAGACGAUGCUAGCGAAACAUCAACUUUUCAGUUGCGACUUCGUGUCAGUCCAGAUCAUACCAAUUCUGAUUCUAGGCAUCAUACUCAGUCUAAAAUCAAUUUCCCCUCCGUAGCAGUAUCAGUGUAUCAGAAACAAGAAGUUGGAAUCGCCCCGAUCUCAACUCCUUUCCCCGGAAAACGCAACCGGUGUUCGUCGGCGGCCGCCACAAGCAGUGAUAAACUCCUACAGGUAUUUAUUUUCAGAUGCAAUUCCAAUACGAUUCGCGGCAAGCAGAUCUCCACUUUGCAACCGCGAUUUACAACAUAG
This is a messenger RNA of Vicia faba (fava bean), 489 nucleotides long. The record is from the annotation of a GenBank genome assembly. NCBI's taxonomy places the organism in Eukaryota, Viridiplantae, Streptophyta, Magnoliopsida, Fabales, Fabaceae.